UGUGCUUUGUUGUUCUGAAAUAUUUUAUUUAAAAUGGGGUUUACGUCUUUUAAGUCCAACGUUGAAGCAGGCGACAUUGUUAUUAUUUUCAUGGGACAUGAUUCCAUGUUUCCUCUUUAUGUGAAAAAGGGUGAAAUAUCGCAAACAAAGUUUGGUGCCAUAAAACAUGACCAAAUAAUCAACCAUAAAUAUGGUACAAAAUUUACAUGCUCAAGGGGCUGGGUGUACGUGCUGCAUCCUACACCGGAGUUAUGGACCAUUACAUUGCCUCAUCGAACACAGAUUCUUUACACAGCAGAUAUUUCAAUGAUAUUGUUCCAACUUGAUUUGAAACCUGGAUCUGUGGUUUGUGAAUCAGGCACUGGUAGUGGUUCAUUAUCACACGCAAUAAUUCGAACUAUUGCACCCACUGGUUUCCUUCAUACGGUUGAGUUUCAUGAAGAUCGUGCGAAUAAAGCAUCCUUGGAAUUUAAAAAGCAUGGCUUAGCGGAUUAUGUCACAGUUUAUAAUAGAGAUGUGAUCAAGUUGGGGUUUCCUGUCACUUCUGUAGCAGAUGCAGUUUUUCUUGAUAUUCCGUCACCUGAUGACGCUAUUUCAGCUGCAGCUAAUGCCUUAAAACAAUCUGGUGGAAGACUAUGUUCAUUUUCACCAUGCAUAGAGCAAGUACAACGUACGUGUACAAACCUCCGGCAACAAGGUAGCGGUUUUAAAGAUGUCCAGGUGUUUGAGCUCAUACGCCGUUCAUGCAACGUUAAGCGCGUGUUUGUCCCGAUGGCUGAUCUCGGAUUGGACAACGAUGAAGUUAGAAGUAAAGUAGUUGGCGAAUCGAACGUUCUUCCUUGUGCGUAUGAUACAACAGAUGUAUUACCUCUUGGGGAAGUAGUAAUGCGAACAAACCAACAAGAAACUGACGCGUUUUCCAAACGCAACAAAAGGCAAAAGACGUCAUCUGGUGCCAUGGAAACCGGCUGUAACACUCCCAGUUUAUCAGCCGUGACACAAAAGCACGCGUUUUGUUGCAGAACAUGUGUAUUACCAAAAGAAACCUAUGGACAUACUGGUUUCCUUGUCUUUGCGACGUACCAACCAAAUGUAAAAAAAGCUGAAUAAAACAGAAGUAAUUUAUCGUUUUCAAUAAAAAGUAUCUUUCAGCGGGUAAAAAAUGCUAUUCAUAUCUUUCGCCUUUGGUUUCACGAAACAAAAAUAUUUGCGAUUGACCUUUAAAAACUAAAAUUUUGAAACACGAUACUUGGUUGGUUUGG
Messenger RNA from Ciona intestinalis (vase tunicate), 1262 nucleotides. Its product is annotated as tRNA (adenine(58)-N(1))-methyltransferase catalytic subunit TRMT61A. The record is from RefSeq and is a predicted model, not a curated record. Gene Ontology annotation, molecular function: tRNA (adenine(58)-N1)-methyltransferase activity. Gene Ontology annotation, cellular component: tRNA (m1A) methyltransferase complex; nucleus. NCBI's taxonomy places the organism in Eukaryota, Metazoa, Chordata, Ascidiacea, Phlebobranchia, Cionidae. Gene Ontology annotation, biological process: tRNA methylation.